AUGGGAGCGCAUGAAAGCGUUGUGCGAGUGGAGGAUCGCCAGGCCGCAGACCCAGACGGCAAAUGGUCCAUUGGCCCUCUCACUCCGAACGCAGAUUCCUUAUCCAAGCAAAGUUCCAUGGGUUUCGGAAUGGAUGCUGAGACUUUGGUGGAAGCUAAGCACCAAGAUGCAGUUGCAGCCCGGGUGUUCGUCCAUUCCUUGGCCUCUGGCAUUUUCAGAGACGAGUUUGUCGUGCAGUUAGACAAUGUUGCUGACGUGCAAUUUUGGCAAGGCAUACGCUCCAGGUACCAUUUUGAGCGCCUUCAUGAAGAGCUUGGAUGUGAGCAUGGUGGGACAACGAUCCAACCUUUGCCAGGCCGGAAAGCCGAGUACUUCAAGAUGCAGCCUGUGGUGUGGACGCUCUACAUGCAUGACAGUGGCUCGCUCCUGCAAGCUUGGCUUAACCAGGUCAUUCGGGCAGGCUUUGGCCGCUCUGGCUCCUUCAAAAGGUUUUUGUCACAUCAGGCAGUUCCCCAACCCGUGUCGAUCCGUGGAUGGGACACCUUAUCGCAUAUGAUUUUUGCUUUGCCCAUGAUGGACGACGUGGUCUCUUUUUUGGAAGAACCCCUGGAUGUCAUAAAUCUUUGCGAGCUAACUUCGAAGACCAUUUCGCAAAAUGGCAAGCUCCUUUGUGCACACCAAUGGGAACGCAUGUAUGCUGAGCGUUGGCCAGCAUUCUACGAAUCCCAAUGCCACAUGUCCAAAGUGACUCACAUGGAAACAGAUUGGAAGUCCAUGUACCGUCACACCUGUUCUGGCCACUAUGAAGCCUUAUUGGAGGUGCAUGACCGGGAGAAGAAGCUUGGAUUUGCCAUGUCCUGUAUGUUGGCAAAGGUGACAUGGGAUGCCAAUACCAACUGCUACACUGCCGCCUACGUCAGUGCAAGCCAGGUUCUCCCAGAACGCAUUCCAUACCACGAAGGAUACAGGCUUCGAUUCUGCCGGGCCUCCGUGCGCGAGUGCCUCAAACCUGAGCUGAUGCCCCCGCAAGCCUCAGAGGUGUACGGUUAUCGCGUGUUGCAUGAUGCGCCAGAGCUGAAAGUCGGCCAGGGUGUGGAACUGCAGUGGAAAAUGCAACAAGGCAGCCCCUUCGGCUGGUGGUUCGGCAUCGUCGAGUCAGUACUCCGAGAAGCGAACAGCAAGAAAGUGCUUAUCACCAUGACCUUUGAUCAUUUCCCGGCAACUUCUCGUUGGCGAAGGUUGCAGGUCACGGUUGGAGAUGGUGUUACGCGGCCUUGCGCUAUCGGAGGCUGGCAUGGCGGCGUUCGAGCCGUAAGCGCAGCGGAGAAGAAGGACAUUUCUUCGUACGUAGGGUCUAGACUUUGUGGCUGUUUGGGGUCGGGGGUCAGUUUGGAAAUUUGCGGGUUCAAGGAUGGACCAAGGUCAGGAGUUUGGUCCAAGAGUUUAGGACUGACCCUGGGCAUGGUCGUGUUGAAAGUAUCGUCUAUUGUUUUGCUUGGGGUUCUCAAAAGCAAGGUCUUGGGGACUUUAGGGAGGUAUCAAGCUUACAAAUAUCUAAUGUGGCCCCUAUGA
Messenger RNA from Symbiodinium pilosum, 1572 nucleotides. Lineage: Eukaryota; Dinophyceae; Suessiales; Symbiodiniaceae. The record is from the annotation of a GenBank genome assembly.